This is a messenger RNA of Chrysoperla carnea, 1278 nucleotides long. Its product is annotated as helix-loop-helix protein delilah-like. Gene Ontology annotation, molecular function: protein dimerization activity. Bases 94 to 960 code for a protein of 288 amino acids. The transcript has a single exon. The record is from RefSeq and is a predicted model, not a curated record. Lineage: Eukaryota; Metazoa; Arthropoda; Insecta; Neuroptera; Chrysopidae.
UUGUGAAAAACUAACAUGAUAAUGGAUUAAUAUUCGAUCCUUUUAUUACCAAAAAUUUAUUUUCUACAAUCAAAUAUUUUAAACCGUUUAAAAAUGUUAACACCUCAAUAUUGUGAUAUGAACACUCAAAGUGAUAAAUAUUCGUUACGUCCACGCUCACUAAUCCGUAAAGGUCGUAAACAACUAUCAGCGAAUAUUGAUUUAAUAAAUAAUAAUUAUGAAAUAAAAUUAAAAAAUUGUGAUUUACAAACGCAACAACAACAACAGUCAAACAUUCCAACACAACAGCAAUCGAAAACAAAUAAAAAAGCACCACCGCUAAGUAAAUAUCGUCGUAAAACAGCUAACGCACGUGAGCGAAGUCGUAUGCGUGAAAUUAAUUACGCAUUUGAAGCAUUACGUCGUGCAGUACCACAUAUAUUUGUUCUACAAUGUCCAUCGUUAAAUAAUAGUUCGUGUUCGAAUCAACAAUCAAGCCCAAGCGAGAAAUUAACAAAAAUCACAACGUUACGUUUAGCAAUGCGUUAUAUUAAUGCGUUAAGUUCUGUUUUAAAUAAUAACAAUAAUAAUAUGUUAAAUAAUCAUAAUGAAUUAUCACAAGAUCAAGAUACAAGACAAUUAACAGAAGAUCAAGAUUUAGAGCAAACUUCACAUUCAUUUAUGGAGCUAACGUCAGAUGAAUCAACAUCAUCAUUAUCACUUUGUAAUGAUAAUUUAUAUGAUGAUCAACAUGCAUGCUCAUCAUUAAUGUCAAUGUCAAUGUCAAUUGAUAGUCGACAGUCACUUGUUUCGAAUAUAUAUGAUGAUCAAUUAUCAUUAUUAGAACAAAAUAAUCUGACAUAUUUAUCAUCAGAUGUCGGUACAUGCUUAGAUUUUACGGAUCAAUCAUUAUCACCGUCCGAUUUUACGGAGCAACAUUCAUUAUCACCGUUUGAUGAAUUAUUUGAACCGACAUUUUAGUUUAUAGGACGAUCGCUUAGCGCAAAAUUAUCAUCUAAUGUGUCUACUUUAAUGUAAGUCUAUGGUUAGUACCUCAUAAACCAAACAGUUUUCGAAAUAUUCGAAAAUAAAAACCAUAUUCAAAGAUUGUAUACGAAAAUAUUAUUGCGCUAAACGAACCUUCUAUAACAGUGAAUAUGUAAAGUUGUUUCCAGGAAGAAUGAUCAAACCUAUUUUGUUAUUCCCACCUAACCUCGAAGCUUUAAAAAAAUAGGACUGAUCUACACACAUUCACCACUCUUGGAAGCAACUAUAGCUCAUUGACAUUCCAUUAAUCAU